Messenger RNA from Loxodonta africana (African savanna elephant), 994 nucleotides. RefSeq names its product small integral membrane protein 15 (gene SMIM15). Lineage: Eukaryota; Metazoa; Chordata; Mammalia; Proboscidea; Elephantidae. The transcript has a single exon. The record is from RefSeq and is a predicted model, not a curated record. The coding region runs from base 1 to 225 and encodes 74 amino acids.
AUGUUUGAUAUAAAGGCAUGGGCUGAGUAUGUUGUGGAAUGGGCUGCAAAGGACCCAUAUGGCUUCCUUACGACAGUGAUUUUGGCCCUUACACCACUGUUCCUAGCAAGUGCUGUGCUGUCCUGGAAAUUGGCCAAGAUGAUUGAAGCCAGGGAAAAGGAGCAAAAGAAGAAACAAAAACGUCAAGAAAAUAUUGCAAAAGCCAAACGACUGAAAAAGGAUUGAAGGAAAGAGGAGGCUCUGCAGGCAAAGAAAAAUCAUUUGGAAAAUGAUGCAACUUUGGAAGGACCCACUAAGGUUUCUUCUUUGGAUUUUGUGACAGUAUUACUUAGUAAACAAAGUCUGACCAUAUGGGAGAAUCCUGUUAGCACUGACCUCAAUAAUGUAGUAAUGUUUAGUUUCGGAUGUAAAAGAUUGUUGGUGUCUAUUGACAGUUACUGUAAAUUGGCAUUUAUUAUGCUACAUAUUUUUUAUAACUGACCUAGUCAUUUGUCAGUUAUUUUGCAGCAUAUGUACUGAAAUGAAAACAUCCUAUGGAGAAAAAUAAUUUUAAAUUAUGAACUCUAAUCAAAUAAUGGCUUAAAUUAAGGCCCUGUUUUGGACAAAGGAAAUGAUGAAUGUAAAAGUGAAAAUUAUCCUUUCUGAGGUGAAAAGUGUGCUUUGGUUUAAAAAAGAUACAGUAUAUUAAUCACAUCUUUUAUCAUUAUUGCUUAUUUCUUGGAAUAGAAUAAUUUCUGCCUUUUCCAAAAUGAUAUUAAUAAAUAUUUCUAUUUUCUGCAUUGAUUUUCUGAUUUUAGCCUUAGAGAUAUUAAUAUAAUUAUCAGACAUUCUGCAUUUUUGUAAACCUAAUUUUACAAAGAGUUCUCUUAUUAACUAUGUAGAAUACCAUCUACUGGAUAUAACUAUUUGUACUUAUGAAUACUGCCAUUUUCUUAGAGAUGAUUUGUUGAGAAGAAUAAAACUAUGAUUUAAAGCUUGCAUUUAAAAUGCCAAA